AUGCUGCGCUGCAACAUCUCCCACCAAGUGCCGACGCACCCGGUGGUGUCUGUCAGGUCGGGGCUUGUCUUUGAGCACAGCCUCGUCGAGAAGUACGUUGACGAGCAUGGCCGCUGCCCCAUCACGGGGGAUCCGUUGUGCAAGGAAGACCUCAUUGCCGCUCACGGCGCUGUUCCAGAUGUGUCCAUUGCGGCCAGUGGCAGCCUCGGGGCUGCCUCCGUCCCUACGCUCCUGGAGCGUCUCCAGGUGGAGUGGGAGGGGGUUGCGUUGGAGCAGUUCAGCCUUCGGCAGCAGGUAACGCAACUUCAGCUGGAGCUGGCGCACGCGCUGCAGCAGUACGACGCCGCCUGCAGGGUGAUUGCGCGACUCAGCAAGGAGCUUGAUUCCCACCGUGGAGGCAAAGCCAUGGCUGCCGAGGAGGCUGACCAGGGCGCUGCUGCGGUGAUGGUGCCGGCGGCGGUGCUUCGAUGCGUGGACGCUGCCGAAGCGGCAGAACGUCAGGCGCGUAAACAGCGCAAGGCAUCGGCAGCAGCGAGCUCGGCGGCAGCCGCACCGUUGCAGCUAACGGAGGAGGCGCAGUGGGUGGCCGCGUCGUCGCCAUCGGCGUCCACAUCCUCUGCGCGCUCGGCCCUGCGCGUUGCGGCGGCGGCGGCGGACGACAGCAGCUCGGCGGUCUUCGUCAGCGCCCUCACGGGCGAUCACGCGAUUGUGCGGUACAGUCCUAACGGCAUCAGCGAGGAGGCGCGUGGAGUGGGUCACACUGCCGCUGUGCACACGCUGGCGAAUCAGCUGGGCGGUGUCCUGCUCUCCGCCGCGGAGGAUCAGACGGUUCGCGUGUGGUCGACGAAGGGUGCUGGGCUGACGGUCAUGCACACGCUGCGGUACGCGAGCGGGGUGGCUGCGAUGAGCCAGCGGACGGUGGGCGGAGCCUACGUGCUCUGCGGUGCCGCUGAUGGUGUCCUUACCCUCUCCGACCUGGAGAGCGGUGCGCACGUCGUGGUGACGGCACCGCUGACGCGCGACGCAGCGUCGCCGACGCUGACGUGUGUGGAACUGCACCCGUACAGCUCUCUUGCGGCCGUGGCUUUCCAACGGACUGAGCUGCAGCUCUGGGAUACACGCGAGAUGCGUGCCGACACCACUAUCUCUCAUGUGCGAGGCGCUGCUGCGCACACGCACAUCUGCAGCGCCACAUUUGGCGCCGACUGUGUGUCCCUCGCGGCUGGCCUUACGGAUGGCUCGGUGUGCGUGUGGGACCUUCGCCAGGUGUUGGCCCCCGUAGCGGUGCUGCCGCCCAGCCCCGACACCGUCCCAGCCACGGUGCGCUACGCCCCAGACGGACGCUCUCUCGUGGUUGGCGGAGACGGCGUGGCGUUGUACGACUGCUCACUCCUGUCGGCCUCGUCCACUUCGGUGGAGGCCAUUUCGACGGCAGGACUUAAGGCGGGCGCCGUGAGUGACGUGUGCUGGACGACGAGCGGCGCCGACGUACUGUGCGGCACUGUGGACGGUGUCGUCCGCCUGUACUCCACCGCAGCCGGCACAGCGUAG
Messenger RNA from Leishmania braziliensis MHOM/BR/75/M2904, 1551 nucleotides. RefSeq lists its product as hypothetical. Gene Ontology annotation, cellular component: U2-type catalytic step 1 spliceosome; cytoplasm; Prp19 complex. The record is from RefSeq and is a predicted model, not a curated record. The transcript has a single exon. NCBI's taxonomy places the organism in Eukaryota, Euglenozoa, Kinetoplastea, Trypanosomatida, Trypanosomatidae. Gene Ontology annotation, biological process: protein ubiquitination; DNA repair; mRNA splicing, via spliceosome. Gene Ontology annotation, molecular function: ubiquitin protein ligase activity; protein binding. Bases 1 to 1551 code for a protein of 516 amino acids.